AUGAAUACCUAUUGGCUUGUUGGUGGAAAUUUCAACUGCAUCACCCAUUCUGCAGAGAAGACUAGUGGGAGACCUCCAAAUCUUGCUAAGAUGAAUAUAUUUUCUGAUAAUAUUUUAAAAGCUGGUUUUUUGACAUUGGUUAUAAGGGACAAGAAUUCACUUGGAAGAGGGGUGUUAUAUGGUUGGAAGCCAUUUGGAGAUGUUUUUAAAGCUGUGGAAACUGUUGAAAAAGAUGUGAUAGAUUUGGAGAACUUAACUCUAAGAGAUGGAGGGGAGGAGAACCUCUUACUGGCUGCACAAGAAAAUAUUCUUCUUGCCAUUGAUAGACAAGAGCAAUUCCUUAGUCAGAAAGCUUCAAUCAGUCACUUCAAAGAGGGAGAUAGGAACACUAAGUUUUACCAUGCCUAUAUCAAAUAUAGGAGACAACACAAUACAAUUCAUAAGAUUCACAAUUCAAAUGGAAAUUGGAUUUUUGAUAAUUCUUCCAUUGCCACUGAUGUUAUUGCUCAUUUCCAGCAAAUUUUAACUCAGCCAGACCUCCAGAGAUCUCCCAUUGAAAAUCUUUAUUCUAUUGAGGAGAUAAAUAACAUUUCCAAACUAAAUCUUACUUCUCCUCCCAAAGAGAAUGAAAUUUUGCAAGCUCUUCAAGGUAUUGAGGGUUCUAAAACUGCUGGGCCUGAUGGUUUUACAAGUGAUUUCUAUAAGAAAGCAUGGGAAAUCAUUAAAAAUGAAGUGAUCACUGUUGUUGAAAGUUUUUUUCAAG
Molecule: messenger RNA, 763 nt
Organism: Phalaenopsis equestris
Lineage: Eukaryota; Viridiplantae; Streptophyta; Magnoliopsida; Asparagales; Orchidaceae
Exons: 2
Source: RefSeq, a predicted model, not a curated record